AUGGAGGAAGAGAUCUCCCUUUUAUGUAAGGGCCUCAAGCUCACGGAGGAGGAACAACAAGAACUCCACCUUACGGAGGAGGAGUUUACACUUGCCCAAGAUAUCAGUAACUUAUGCCUGGUUGCACUGCUCAGUUGUUCAAGACAAGCCUCUGAUGGUAGCACUCCACAAACAUCUCCGCUUCAAUAUGGCCCUUGGCUUAGAGCUGACUCAGCUCAAAAGCCAUCUCACUACAAAGCACAAUCUAGUAGCUCAGAGGGGAAGGCUACAGGAAGUGGUCGGCAAGCCAGCUCCGAUGAACAAGGAUCAGAUUUUGGCGGGAAUAACAUUUCUUACAAGUCAACUGAUCUACCGCAAACAGUGGCAUGUGUUUCUUCUGAUAAGGCCAUCCCAACUUGUCUCAAGAAGUCAAUAGCUGAAGAGGUCAGGAACCCAUCUCCCAAUAGGCAAGUAGAGGCUACGCAUCUGGAUACCAGUAUGGUCCAUGUAGCAGACAGUCACCAAAUUCGGACUAUACAGAAAGAAUUGGAUGCCUCCCUAGAGGCAAAUGAUCUUAAGUGGCGACAAAGAGCUAAACAGAGAUGGCUCAAAGAAGGUGACAGGAACACCAAGUUUUUUCACAAGUGUGCAUCGGUCAGAAGGCAGAAAAAUCUUAUCCACAAACUCCAAUCUGAGUUAGGGCAAGUUUUGACAAAUCCUAAUGACAUUGGGGGUGAAUUCCAAUCUGUUUUCAGAGACCUCUUCACUUCUUCAAACCCCACUGCCCCUAACUCUCUUCUGGAGAACUUCAGGCCUACUGUUAUGCAUGAGAUGAACCUGUCCCUUACUAAGGUUUAUUCCAGAAGGGAGAUAGAGCUAGCCAUUUUCCAAAUGAACCCUCUGGGAUCCCCAAGACCAGAUGGUUUCCCUGCUGUUUUCUUCCAAAGUCACUGGCAUUUGAUUGGUGAUGAUGUGGUAGCUGCUGUCCUAGAAUUUCUCAACUCCAAGUCAAGCUUCCAGGGUAUCAACCAGACUUUUAUCACCCUCAUUCCCAAGAAGAAACACCCUGUACUUGUCACAGAUUAUAGGCCCAUUAGCCUUUGCAAUGUUUUGUACAAAAUCAUUGCAAAGGUUAUUGCUAAUCGUCUCAAAACCAUCCUGCCUUUUCUAAUAUCAGAUUCCCAAAGUGCCUUUGUUCCAGGUAGGAUCAUUUCUGACAAUACCAUAGUGGCAUAUGAACUAAUGCACUUAAUGCAGAACAGAAGGAGAAACCACAAAGAAGGUUUUAUGGCCCUCAAGCUAGAUAUGAGCAAGGCCUACGAUAGGCUAGAGUGGUCGUUUGUGCAAUUUGUGCUCCAACGUAUGGGAUUUGAUACAGAAUGGAUAGAACUGAUUAUGGAGUGUAUUGGCACUGUCUCCUACUCAAUUCUUCUUAAUGGAUCACCUCAAUCUCCCUUCGAGCCAUCUAGGGGUUUACGUCAAGGAGAUCCCCUCUCACCCUACUUGUUUAUACUAUGCUCUGAAGUUCUCACUUUUACUUUGAAUCAAGCUGAACAAAAGGGCUUAAUAUCUGGCUUCCCUAUCUCUAGAGGCUCUCUAUCAGUUAAUCAUCUCUUUUUUGCAGAUGAUAGCCUGGUAUUUUGUAAAGCUAAGUUGCAGGAAUGGGGCAGGCUACAUAACAUCCUCUCGUCUUAUGAAUUAGCUUCAGGUCAAAGGCUAAAUCUUGAGAAAUCCUCUAUCUAUUUUAGCAAGAACACAAGGCAAGAGAUCCAAGACUCCAUCCUGACUACAGCUGGUUUCAAAGCGUCGAGGCCUUUUGAAAAAUAUCUGGGGUUACCUUCUCACAUUGGCAAGAGCAAAUUAAGGGCCUUUCUUCCCAUUAUUGACAGAAUAAAAGCACAAAUGACAAAUUGGAAAACAAAUCUGCUUUCUCCAGCAGGUAAGGAAGUAUUGUUGAAAUCAGUCAUUCAAUCCAUUCCCACUUACUGCAUGGGCAUCUUUCUAAUUCCCAAGGGCUUCCUAUGGAACAUUAAUAAACUGCUACAGUCAUUUUGGUGGGGAAUUAGAAACCAGAAUCCUAAAAUGCACUGGCUAAGUUGGAAGGGUCUUGGAAAGGGUAAACAGGUUGGCGGUUUGGGAUUCCGUGACUUUGAAGACUUCAAUAGAGGUCUAUUAGCUAAGCAAGGGUGGAGGAUCAUCACCAAUCCCCAAUCCUUGGCCUCUAGAGUUCUAAAAGCCAAAUACUUUCCAUCAAGUGACUUUGCUUCAGCAAGAGUUAAAAGAAAUGAUUCUUAUGUGUGGAAGAGUAUUAUAGCAGCAAGGUCAUUACUAUAUGAGGGCCUUCUUUGGAAGAUAGGUAAUGGAAACAUAGUGAAGAUUUGGUCAGAUCGAUGGUUGCCCAUCCCUUCAUCUAACAAAUCCCAGUCCCCUCCAAAGGUUCUCAACUCAAAUGCCACAGUUAACACUCUCAUCGACCAAGACACUCACUCUUGGAAUUUACACCUGGUUCAAAAUGUAUUCACUCCUGAGGAGGCUGCCAUCAUUUCCAGAAUUCACAUUAGUCCUUGCAACAGGAGUGACAAGCAAGUUUGGAGAUGCACUAAGAAUGGUAUAUUCUCAGUAAAAUCAGCAUACCAUCUACAAGUCUCUAUGAAUGGGAUCAGUAAGGGGCAAUCAUCAGAAUCGACCAAACAUGAGGCCUUAUGGAAACAAUUAUGGAAGCUACAGGUGCCAACCAAUAUCAAAAUGUUUCUCUGGAGAUCAGCUAAAGAAAUCCUUCCCACCAGAGUUAAUUUACACGAAAGGAAGAUCAUUGAAAUUCCCAUGUGCCCUAUUUGCUUAACUAUACCAGAAACUGUUUCUCACGCUCUUUGGACAUGUAAGGCAGCCCAGGAUGUUUGGUGCAGUAGCUCAAGAAGACUUCAGAAAAGUAGGACUGAGGACAUACCCUUCUUUGACUUGCUAAAAGAGCUUCUAUCCACCCUACCACCAGAGGAACUUACUAAGCUAGCUCUCACAGCAAAAGAAAUUUGGUAUAGAAGAAACAAACUUAUCUUUGAAUCCAGAUUCGAGUCUCCUCAACAGGUACUAAAACGUGUGUCCAAUUGCAUGAGAGAUUUGGAGGAGCUAACAAGGAACCAACAAAAGCACUCUACCCAGCAUCAACCUCCAGCCAAGUGGUGCAAACCUCCAACCAACUUCUAUAAAAUAAAUUGGGAUGUAGCCAUCGACAAGGUCAACUGUAGGGUGGGCAUUGGGGUGUCUAUCAGAGAUUGGUCAGGUCUUUUCACAGCAACACUUAGGAGCCCAAGUAACGCUUUUCCUGACCCCACUCUGGGAGAAGCACUCGCUGCAUUACGAGCCGUGCAAUUUGGAACUGAAAUGGGAUUACGAAAUGUCAUUUUCGAAGGGGACUCACUCCUAGUGGUGAAUGGCAUAAACAAUCUAGCUGAAGACUGGCGCUCGGAGGGGCUGAUUUAUCAAGACAUCAAGCAACUACUAGGCAAUUAUUCUUCAUGGUCAGUUUCUCAUGUUCCUAGACAGGCCAAUGUAGUGGCGCACUGUCUAGCAAGAAGUUCCCUAGAGUUAGAUGAGGACUCAAUCCAUGUAGAGGACUAUCCUCAUUUUUCUUUCCCUGUUUUGGUUAAUGGGGAGUCUCAUGGACCUAUUCUGCCUACUAGGGGAAUUAGGUCUUCAUUCUUGGAGGUUGACUACCUCGAAACAAUCAGAUUACAAGGGCUUAUUACAAUUGGUAUUAGUUGCCAGUGUGCCAUGCUAGAAGGUACACGAUCCUAUGCUCAAGUUGUGGAUAACUUUCAGGAGGAGUGUCCUAAUGGUGAAGUUAAUGAAGUCGUGAUUGAAGUGCAACAUCGGGAGUUUAGUGAUCAAGGCUAUCAUAAAGGCAUUAAACUGGAUUUUCCCAGGUUUAGGGCGAAUCAGUAUUUUCUUUAUCAUCAAGUCCCACAUGGUCAAAGAAUUUUCUUUGCCUCUUUUCACAUGGACGAGGAGGCUUUGAUCUGGUUUCAGGAUGCAAGUGAUGUUGGCACUUUCCAUUCGUGGGAGGAGUUUGCUAGAGUAGUGUGGGUGCGAUUUGGAUCAUCUGCUUAUGCUGAUCAAAUGGAGGCUUUAACACGAUUAAGGUAG
Molecule: messenger RNA, 4122 nt
Organism: Juglans regia (Persian walnut)
Lineage: Eukaryota; Viridiplantae; Streptophyta; Magnoliopsida; Fagales; Juglandaceae
Exons: 7
Coding region: 1-4122 (1373 amino acids)
Molecular function (GO): nucleic acid binding; RNA-DNA hybrid ribonuclease activity
Source: RefSeq, a predicted model, not a curated record